Molecule: messenger RNA, 6840 nt
Organism: Onychostoma macrolepis
Lineage: Eukaryota; Metazoa; Chordata; Actinopteri; Cypriniformes; Cyprinidae
Product: diacylglycerol kinase theta
Exons: 23
Coding region: 522-3272 (916 amino acids)
Biological process (GO): lipid phosphorylation; intracellular signal transduction; diacylglycerol metabolic process
Molecular function (GO): ATP-dependent diacylglycerol kinase activity
Source: RefSeq, a predicted model, not a curated record
UUUCUCUCUCUGGCCGGAGCUCUACUACAGGCGGAAGUUACAGGCGCUUGUGUUGGUGAAAAUCUCCUGUGGUGAAAAAGUGAAAAGCAGCGUAAGUGAUAAACGGCAGGCGUUUGUGACGAUUUUAACAUCAGCGCAUCAUAUAAGUGGACGCGGUUGCUUUAUUUUCCCUUCCUGCUUGGCAGACUGCUGGUUUUCGUCGGUAAAGGCAGACUGGCAUAUUUAUUGAGUUUGAUGUCUGGUUAGAUGGCCAGAGAGUGAAGCUCUCACAGUAACUCACGCGCUCAUUGAUUGGAACGUUCAGACAUUCUGUUACAUUGAUACAUUGUAGCCAGGCGGCGCGUUUCCGACUCUUGUUGAUACGGUGUAGCAGGAGAAUAGAAACAUUCACUUUAUUUAGCGAUGACUCGAUUGGGUUUAACAUAACUGCUAAAUCACGUAUGCGACUUCCAAAACAACCAAUCUAGUGGAGCCUUUUAAUCUCGGCGUUUUGCACUGGAUUUACAUUGGAAGUGACAGAGAUGGCAGACAGCGGUCGGGUGAAGCACGACAGCCCGGGCUCGAGCCCCGGACCCGGGAGGAAAAAGGCGCAGCAGUCGCCCAGUUCAAAGGCGCGGUACUCGGUUAACGCUCCCGGACACUGCUUUCGGAAAGUGACCCUGACCAAACCGACCUUCUGUCAUCACUGCAGCGACUUCGUAUGGGGGAUUGUCGGGUUUGUUUGUGAAGUGUGUAACUUCAUGUCACAUGAGAAGUGUUUGAAGCACGUCAGGACCGUGUGUUCCUGUAUGGCUCCCACACAAGUUCGGGUUCCUGUAGCGCACUGCUUCGGUCCCGCCGGUCAGAAGAAGAGGUUCUGCGGUGUUUGCCGGAAGCAUCUAGAAGGCAGUUCGGCUCUGCGUUGUGAAGUGUGUGAGCUGCAUGUGCACAGCGACUGUGCCCCGUUCAGCGUUAGCGACUGUCGUUUUUGCCACCAAGAUGGAGGGCAAGACAUUGACACGUACCAGCACCACUGGCGGGAGGGGAACAUGUCCUCAGGUGCCCGCUGUGAGGUCUGUCGUCGCACCUGCAGUUCUUCGGAUGUCCUGGCUGGCAUGAGAUGCGAAUGGUGUGGCAUUACGGCACAUGCGUCAUGUUACAUAAUCAUCCCCCCAGAGUGCAGCAUGGGACGGUUGCAGAACAUGAUUCUUCACCCCAGCUGCGUCCGGAUCUGCUCGCGGAACUUCAGCAAGAUGCACUGUUACAGAAUCUCAGAAAAUUCCCACCACAGCGAGAUGGACAACCUGGAUGAUGUCGAUACUCCAAGUCCAGUAACUUCUAAGGAAACUCAGUCUACUGUAUCACCUGACACAGGUAAACAGACGCUGAAGGUUUUCGAUGGUGACGAUGCAGCUAAACGUAAUCAGUUUCGUUUGGUUUCAAUCCCUCGAAUAAUCAAGAAUGAGGAAGUAGUGGAAGCGUCGCUCAGAGCGUUCUACAUCCCAGAUGAACCGCAGGAUUAUGAGCUACAGAGUUACAGCCAACAGGGACUGUUUACAGAUGACAUCAUCAACCGUAAUGGCACGCCGGACAAUAAGCCCAUAUUUAAGGAUACCGUGUCUGAUUCCUGGGUGCUCAGAUCAAAACCUAAAGAAACGGAAGUGGUGAAGAUUUAUUCCAGUUCGCGCAAGGUUGAAGUCACCUCAGUUACUGCUGGGAAAAGCAGCACAGUAGACUCAAUCUUAAAGGAAGUGCUCCCACGAAUAGAAAAACAGAAUGAAAACCCUGCUGACUUCAACCUUGUAGAAGUGUUCAUGAGCAGCAAACAAGUGCAACGGCAAGUCCUCAGUGGUCAGGAGAUUUUACUGGGCAAACUGCAGGAGAUACGGAAGACAUCGUUGCGACAGAUGAACCAGACACGGUUUUACAUUGAGGAAAGCAGGAAUCGAGUGGCACAAGUCAAUCUGCUCUUGGGAGGCUUUCCGACACAGCUUGAAAAAGAGGAAUACAUACACCUGCUAUCCGAACACCUCUCAGUCAAAAGUCAUUUGGUCACCAUCACUUACGUGCACUCUGAACAAGGUGCUGUGGUUCUGCAGAUCAGCUGUUUCUCAGAGGCGGAGAGGAUUUACAUGCUGGCAAAAGACAUCAGCAUCAGUGGCAAACAGCUCUACUCACUUGUCAUACCUGAGAUCAUGCAAAGCAAGCUGGCCAAAGGAAGUUGCCCCCUGCUAGUCUUUGUCAACCCUAAAAGUGGUGGAUUAAAGGGCAGAGAGAUCUUAUACAGUUUCCGAAAACUUCUAAACCCUCACCAAGUGUUCGAGCUGACCAGUGGAGGACCACUUCCUGGGCUGCACACGUUCAGGGACGUCCCUCACUUUCGGAUCCUGGUGUGUGGAGGAGACGGCACAGUGGGAUGGGUGCUGGGGGUUCUGGAGUCCAUCCGGCACAAAAUCGCCUGUCCUGAGCCAGCGAUCGGCAUCAUACCAUUGGGCACCGGAAACGAUCUGGCUCGAGUGUUGCGAUGGGGGGCGGGAUACAGCGGCGAGGACCCCUUUAAUAUCCUGCUGUCUGUGGAUGAGGCAGAGGUAGUGCAAAUGGACCGCUGGACAAUUCUUCUGGAUGCACAGGAAAUGACAGAGGAUGGCAAAGAGAAUGGCUUCCUAGAGCCACCCAAGAUUGUGCACAUGAAUAAUUAUUUUGGGCUGGGAAUUGAUGCUGAACUGAGUCUGGACUUUCAUCAUGCACGUGAGGAGGACCCAGACAAGUUUAAUAGCAGGUUCCACAAUAAAGGUGUGUAUGUAAAGGUGGGCCUGCAGAAGUUGAGUCACACACGAAACCUUCAUAAAGACAUCAGACUGCAAGUGGACAAACAGGACGUGGAACUGCCUAGUAUAGAGGGACUGAUAUUCCUCAAUAUUCCCAGCUGGGGUUCUGGUGCUGACCUGUGGGGCUCAGACAGCGAGUCUCGGUUUGGGAGGCCAAGGAUAGAUGACGGGAUGCUGGAGGUGGUGGGAGUUACUGGUGUGGUGCACAUGGGUCAGGUUCAGAGUGGUAUGCGUUCUGGGAUUCGUAUCGCUCAGGGCAGCUACAUUCGUAUCACUGUGAACAAACCCAUUCCAGUGCAGGUGGAUGGAGAACCCUGGAUACAAUCACCUGGACAGAUCAUCAUCUCUGCUGCCGGACCAAAGGUUUGCAUGCUGAGAAAGUCCAAGACCAAGCAGAAGAAACAAUCAGGCAGUUUGAAGGAAGGCCGUUCCGACAGUCCAGCUCCCAGUGAUGGUGGGCAGUGACAAACAGUUCAUUCACAGCCCUUUACUGUCGCCUUGACAACUUUUCUUUUAGUCUGUCCUCUGUUCUUUGUUACAUUCUGGGUGGCUAUCAACGUUACUUUAGCUGAACUAGAAUGUGUUACGCAGACAUCUCGAUCAUCUCAUAGUCUGUAGUGUCCAAACGCCCCAUCUGACGAUAGCACUGCAGUCUGUUUCUCAGGACUCUAGCUGCCCUCGGCCUGUUUCCGGCCUGUUUUUGCCUUAGAUUCAUACUAGUAUAGAUAUUUUUGUUGGUUUUAUUUUGAUUGCCAAACCGUAUCUUCUUUUCAAAAGGAAUAUUGUCUUAAAGUAGUCCAUCACUGAAAUGCGACAGCACAUAUUAAUAAGCAACCAGUAUUUUAUCACAUUGCGCUUAUCACAAAUGCCAAAUACCAUUUUGUGAACAUUGCCAAGUUCGUAUGUGACAAUGGCCUUUUUGGUUUAUGGUACAUACUGUGACUCACCUGGUCAUUAUUCGUCUUUAUAAUGAUUAAUGUCUUACUUGAGGUUUAUUUGCAAUAGCAGCCCCCUAGUAGCUUUCCACAAGUAUCUGAACCAAAAUAAUGCAGUAUAAAUGUACAAACAACUAGUUCUUCUUCAUUAAGAGCACAUUUGAUUGUAUAAGUGGAUCGGGGAGAGAUUAUUGUCUUUGUUUAUCAAUUUUGUAGCUUUCUCAGCUGUGAGACUGGAGGCGUAAUUAUGCGCGAGAAACAAUGCGGCGUCAUCACAGCCGUUUUGAAAAAGACGGAUGAAUAUCAGUAGCUUUUUGAACGUGUGUGGUACCGAAAAAUACUGUGAAAUGCUUAAAAGAGUUGUUGAUUUUACAAAGGAUGAAUGUUUGUAAAUUCCCUGCAAUGUUUGUGGACAUGCACCACUUUUGGUGUAAUAGUAAUAUAAUGCCGUACGUUACUUGAUGAAACAUUCCAUGCAAGAUCACGUAGCAUAUGUGGUAUUUAAUGUGGUGCCAGGGCAUAUGAACCUUUAAGCCAACAUGGCUUUAUCAUGUUCUAGUGAAAGCAUUGAUUUGUAAGUAAAUAUGUUACUGUUACUUGACAUAGUAGACAGUCAUGUAAAGCUACUCGUCCUAUUGUAAAGCUAAAACUAGAGGCGAGCACAGUGUUGUAAUAUAUUGGCUAGUGUAUAUGUGGUUUCUGUAUAGUGACUGGUCAGCCCUGGAUUCAUGAGGCUGGCCUUAAAUAUUGUAUGUAUGAUCGGUUAGACACUCCACUCCCAAUCAGGCUUGCAUUAUUGGUAGGCCGUUGCCCAGUAAACGUGCUGGAUGCAGGGUGCAGCCUGUCUGACUUCAUCUACCUCGUCUCACCGGCACACAUCACUCCGAGAAUCAAGUUCUGCCAAGCUCGCCCAAAGACUUGCUCCUGCUUUUCAUUCUGCACUUCAUAGAUUGUGGGAAUAUUCGGAAUUGACCAUAAUCAGGUUGGAUUCCAUAUUGAAUUCAACACAGAUGCCACAAAAUGCAUGCCUUUUGUGAGAAAGUGUGACGUGCUAGAGCAAAACACACCGUUUUUGGCAUCAGCACCAGAAAAUUAGUGGGGCCCUAUGAUUUCUGUGAUGCGGAAAACGCAGAGGGGAUCACAGAAUCCUGAAAACGGGAAUUUACUGUAUCACGGAAUUUGCCAAAUUUUGGAUGGAUAAAUCAAAAAUAGGUCAACUACACUAAAUUAAACGUGAUAUGGACUAGUGUGAAUAUUAAGCUGCAAAAAUACCAUUUAAAUAUGAACCCUGCGUCUUCUGCGUGUCACGGUUUCAUUUACUACACAUACCGCUCGUGGUGUUUCCAGCCUCUGCCGCCUCAAUAUAUGAGCACAUGAAUAUAAUCUCUACAAUUUACAAACUACAAUCUGAGAGUCACUUAAUGAACUAUCGUCAUAUCAUAUACAAACAGAAACCUAAAGGUCUUCAGAAACCCGUCAAAAUAAAAGUUUGGUUUAACUUGAAGAAACUGUGACAGAAAAAUUACUUAAUGUAAUGAUAGUACUAAUACUGAUAAUAAAAUUGAAACAUUAUUUUAAAAGGAAUAUUUACUAGAAAAAAAUAUUUACCAGAAUUUAUUUUGCGGAUAAUUGUAAAUACACAACACGGUAUUUCUGGAAAAAUAAAAUAAAUAAAAUAAUCAUACAUUAUUUUUUAUAAAAUCAAUUAAUUAGUAAUGUUUUUGAUUAUUAAUAUUUAAUGAAACUAUUAAAAUGGAUGGAAAAAAUAAAACUGAAUUUGAGAAAAAACAAAACAUAGGGCAUUAAAAAUAUUUUCUGUUAAAAUUUUAAUAAAUUGCUAUUUAAUAUUGUACAUUCCAUGAUUUCAAUUAAUUAGACAUGCUUUUUGAUGAGUAAAAUUUUAUUUAACCAUUAAAACAGCGUCCAGAAAAAUUUAAAUGGAAAAAACAGAACUUUGAAAAAAAUAAAAAUAAAAUGGAUUUCAUAGGGCCCUAAAUUAGUAAGAUACAAGUAUUUGAUUUCAUUCAGCUAAUAUAAUGCAGACCGGUGUUAUAUACCAUAAUACGGUUUUUUAGUUCAUUGACAGAUCCAAGAUGAAGCUGCAGUCUUCUCUCGCCGAUUCGCCCUCUCUCGUGUCGUUCAUUUGCCAGCGACGUGUACAGUGGUGAUUUCUGCAUUAGUCGUGCCUGUUGCCAGGACAACCCCUCGGGCUAACGUGCUGUUCUGUGGUGUGGUUUGGCCCGAGCUCUGCGUUUAGUGCCUCAUAUAAGUGCUUCUACAACUUCCGCGGUAUUGCCGUACGUGUGCAUUUAACUCCAUGCCAUUCUGUUUGUUUUGCUGGUUCAGUGACUAUGAAGUAGAACCGUGCUGUUCUAGGUCUUUUAGAGCUGAUGUGCCUACUAAUAGGGUGAAUUGCAUGAAAACGUGUCACAUUUCACCCCAAAAAUUGAAAAGAAAAAAAUCGAAAUAAUUAUAUUUAAAUUUUAGGACCAAUACGAUUUUUUCUUCUCGUCAUUUUGACAUUCUUUUCAUGAAAAUUAAGCACAUUUCCACCAAAAAUUCUCAUGACACAGUAAUGCAUCCAGAUUUUUUUUUUUUUUGUAAUUAUCAUACAAAUUAAAAAAAAUUAAAAUUUAGUUUACAUUUAAGGGAGUACAACAGUUACUACAAUUCUGUAUAAACACUUGACAGUAUCUCGAAAAGAAUGAAAAAAGCAAAGUAUAAUUUCUUAUUUCUUUUGAUUUUAGGAUGAAAUAUGACCACCUUUUGUGAGAUUCACCUAAUAACUUUUUGUCAAAACUGUUUAAGUUAUUUUACCUCCUGGUGUGAUUUGAAGUUUUCUGAUUACUUCUUGUAAAGUGGGUUAGAAUUAAUGUUCUGAGAUCUAUAUAGAUGUAUAUUUUUGGAGAUAAAAUGUUUUUAAUUUGAUUCUAUAAAGAUAUUGCACUGACUGUACUGUUUUAAAGAUGCUUUUAAGUGUACAUUGUGUUUAAUGAAUAUUAAAUAACUAAAUGUAUAGAUAUAUCAUCAGCUGUAUAACAGAUGGAUGUGUCCAAUGAAAAAAAAAAAAAAGACAUAAAUUUGGACUUUUUAAUACA